Messenger RNA from Hermetia illucens (black soldier fly), 382 nucleotides. RefSeq names its product hemolymph trypsin inhibitor B-like. The transcript has 2 exons. Bases 92 to 325 code for a protein of 77 amino acids. NCBI's taxonomy places the organism in Eukaryota, Metazoa, Arthropoda, Insecta, Diptera, Stratiomyidae. Gene Ontology annotation, molecular function: serine-type endopeptidase inhibitor activity. The record is from RefSeq and is a predicted model, not a curated record.
AGCAUGUAAUCGGUUUACGAAAUUCAGUGUUAUUUUCAAUAACUAGACCAUUACCAAAUUUUAGUUAGAAUUCAAAGCCAUCUGUGUUGCAAUGAGGUUUAUGCUCGCAGUUUUUGUUCUUAUCAGCCUUUUUGCUGCCAUUCUAGCGGCUGGCAAUCCAGUUUGUUCGCUGCCAAAAGAUGUAGGACCAUGCCGGGCCGGAAAACCUAGGUUUUUCUAUAACACAGCGACAAAACAGUGUGAACGCUUCAUGUACGGUGGAUGCCAGGGAAAUGAAAAUAACUUUGAAACAAUUGAUGCUUGCAAGGCGGCUUGUUCAAAUUAAUUCAAGGAAAAUGCGGAAAAUGAAAGGAAAAAACAAAUAAAAAUAUGUUGAAAAUCA